Ziziphus jujuba (common jujube) is the source of this 1124-nucleotide messenger RNA. Its product is annotated as protein SMALL AUXIN UP-REGULATED RNA 8. The coding region runs from base 363 to 794 and encodes 143 amino acids. Gene Ontology annotation, biological process: response to auxin. The record is from RefSeq and is a predicted model, not a curated record. The transcript has a single exon. Lineage: Eukaryota; Viridiplantae; Streptophyta; Magnoliopsida; Rosales; Rhamnaceae.
UAUCGUCCACCCCAUAUUGAACCAAUGAAAAUCCUCUGGAAAUUCUUCUCUGAAACCAAAGGAAUUCUUCCCCUUUUUGUCUCGCAGAGAAAGAGUUGUUUCUUCCAUUGUAAUGAGAAGGUUUUUCUCUACAAAUUGGACAACCAAACCUUAACCCUCUUUUCUCUUCAUGUUCAUACAUAACUUUUUUUGUUUUUCUUUGAUUAUUUGUAGAAGAAUGUAACAUUGUAUGUGCUAUAUCGUUAUACAUAAACAUGCAUAUAGAUAUACCAAAUUAGUGAGAUGAAAUAAUUUUUUUUUGUUGGCAAAGAUUGUACAAAUGCUACUCAUUUUUUUAGAUAAUUGUUUCUUUGUGAUCUCCAAUGAAACCUGUUGUAAUUAGCACCCCAACCUUUAUUACCAAUCCAGCAAGCAAAAUGAAGCGCCAACUAUUCCACAUUGCAAAGAGACCUGCCAUGUCCAAAAAGGGUAUGAAGCUUUUUGAAUCCAAUGAGGACUCAAAGAAGUCAUUACUUGAUGAUGAAUUUUCCGAUGGCAACAUUCAGAGCACACAGACUCCUCUUAAGGUUCCGAAAGGUUUCUUGGCUGUUUACGUGGGUCCAGAGCUUCGUAGAUUUGUGAUUCCGAUGGCAUGCUUGUCAAUGCCGGACUUCAGGGUUUUAAUGGAUAGAGCAGCUGAGGAGUUUGGGUUUGAACAAGAAGGUGCCCUGCAAAUUCCUUGUGAUGAAGAGGAUUUCAACAUAAUUCUAUUGAGGUGUUUGGAAAAGAGUAAAAAGAAUGGUAAAAGGAGAUAGGGAAAGGUAUGCUGUAUAUAUACGCACACACAUAUAUACAUAUAUAUAUGAAUAAGUAUACAUUGGUUUUAGUGCAUACAAAAGCUUUGUGUCAAUAGUCCUUUCUUUUUUCUUUUUCUUUUUUUUUUUUUUUUUGGUGGGCUAAAUAAAUAGUCCUUUCUCUUUGUAUCUAAGGUAAGAUGCCCUAGGAGUACUGACAAAAUUUGUUUAAUACUUGUUCAUUCUAGUAGAUUUUAAGUUCAUCAUGGACUAAAAAGUGCACUCUUCAAUUUUAUUUAUUCGUUCCUUUUUGUCUUAUUUAAUUUUUGUGUCGAAUUUUGUCAAGACUUG